Molecule: messenger RNA, 1647 nt
Organism: Dunckerocampus dactyliophorus (ringed pipefish)
Lineage: Eukaryota; Metazoa; Chordata; Actinopteri; Syngnathiformes; Syngnathidae
Gene: dcps
Product: decapping enzyme, scavenger
Exons: 6
Coding region: 97-1083 (328 amino acids)
Biological process (GO): deadenylation-dependent decapping of nuclear-transcribed mRNA
Cellular component (GO): P-body; nucleus
Molecular function (GO): RNA 7-methylguanosine cap binding; hydrolase activity
Source: RefSeq, a predicted model, not a curated record
AGACCUAUUCAAGUCUAAUGUCCCUGGUUGUGGGUACCUAGUGAGCAGUCAUUCUAUUAUAAACAAUCUCUGGACAGUGAUAAAGUGGCGUUAAAUAUGGCGGAUGUUUCAGCUAAACGUCAACGAGAUCCCGAGGCAACAAAUGAAUCAUCUAAUCAAACGAAGAAGGCGAAGACAGACUGUGAAACUGCUCGGGGAGAUAAUGGAAACGGAACAAAUGCCCUGUCUGGCUUUCAGACCACCAUCGUGUUGAGUGAUUCUGCCAGGGAGAAAACCAUCUUCGUCCAUGGGAAGCUUGCCGAUCAGAACGCCGUGGUCAUCCUGGAGAAGACUCCCAUCAGAGAAGACGCCCUGGCUGAAAUCUUCACCGCUUCUACUCUGAAGUUAGAGAUGAGGAAUGACAUCUACAGCACCUAUCGUCUCCAGGCUCCACCACACCUCAAUGAGAUCAAGGCGACAGUGGUGUGUCCAGCUACUGAGAAGCAUGUGAAUAAAUAUCAGCGUCGGGAGAGUUUCCUGGUGGAGGAGACUGCAGAGGACUACCAGUCCAUCACUCUGCCUUACAUCCAGAAGCAGAGUUUUAGUGUGCAGUGGGUAUACAACAUCUUGGACAAGAAGGCAGAGUCUGAGCGGAUAAUGUUUGAAGAUCCCGACCCAAAGCUUGGUUUUGUCCUCCUUCCAGAUUUCAAAUGGGACCAGAAACAGCUGGAUGAUUUGUAUUUGAUCGCCAUCACACAUCAGAAAAACAUCAAGAGCCUGAGAGACCUGACGUCGGAGCACAUACCACUGCUUCAAAACAUCUUCCAGAAAGCAAGGGAGGCCAUUCUCAAGCGCUACAGUCUCCCAGCCAGUAAGCUGAGAGUCUACCUGCACUACCAGCCAUCUUAUUACCACCUCCAUGUCCACUUCACCAAGCUGGGCUAUGACGCACCAGGCUGCGGUGUGGAGCGUGCACAUCUCCUCGCAGAUGUCAUCCAGAACCUUCAGGCUGACCCUAAUUAUUACAAAACAAGGACUCUCUACUUCCCCCUGCGGGCAGAUGAUGGGCUGCUCAGUCAGUUUAAGGAAGCUGGGAGAUUGUAACACUCCAUAUGCUUGUGACAAGCUAGUUUUUGUAUAUCCAUUGUUGGCUUUUACAUAUUUUCUUUAUCAGUUGUGAUAAGAGCCGAGUAAUUUUUAGCUACAAACAAUUUUAUGUGAAAAGUGUAUUUUUUGUGUGACAAGCAAAAUCAGUGAAUAAAUGAUUUUUGUACCUCUUUUCUACGUGUAUUUUAAACAUGCUAAGCUUUCAAAAUUACACAGUGGUAUUUGAUACAAGUUCAAGCCUGACUGAUGAUUGAGUUUUUUUCAAGCAUAAUUUUAACAUAUACUGUAAAUCAAAAUCACUGAAAUUCCAUAUUAUACUUCUAUUUCUAAAUGUAUUUACAUACACGAGGUCUGUGUUCAUGUUGACAUCCAGUAGUAGAGUUUAUAGUAAUCAGAAAAUCGGCUGGAUAUGUUUUGUCUAUGGAUUUAACUAUAACUUUUUAUACAUGUAACAUUAUCAAGGUUUUUUGUUUUUUUUACUUUUACUACCAAGUCUUUAGUUAUUGUGGUUAGAUGUCAUGUACAAGUAGUGAAUCAAGCAAUAUCUUGAUAUUAAUAAAA